Molecule: messenger RNA, 2460 nt
Organism: Pyrus x bretschneideri (Chinese white pear)
Lineage: Eukaryota; Viridiplantae; Streptophyta; Magnoliopsida; Rosales; Rosaceae
Product: protein TPX2-like
Exons: 18
Coding region: 598-2118 (506 amino acids)
Biological process (GO): regulation of mitotic spindle organization; mitotic spindle assembly; activation of protein kinase activity
Cellular component (GO): mitotic spindle; nuclear microtubule
Molecular function (GO): microtubule binding; protein kinase activator activity
Source: RefSeq, a predicted model, not a curated record
AAACCAACCGUUAGGGUCAAUCUUGCAAUUUCCACGCAACCCCAAGGGCAUACUCAAGACGCGCCGAAAUUUCGGAGUCCCAGACAGGAUUUCGCCACCCGAAACAGAGCUCGAACACCAACACCCACAAAAUGACCCUCCUACCUACCACUCUAUUCAAAUUUCAAACCCAUUUCCAUCGCCAUUCCCCAAAAACCCCAGGGGCACAUUCGUCAAUCCAAUCCCUACCCACAAUAAUAAUUAUAAAUUCUUCAGGGCCAUAAAUUCAAAUUUCCGGAUAGAAAAAGCAAGCCCGGCUGGGUGUCUGUCCAAAACCCAAACGCUCCUGCGAAACGCACCGCUCCCUGCUUUAAACCGCUUGUACUCUAAGGCUCGGCGCUUUUGGCCGCUUGUACCUCGCGCUUAAAUUUCGGUUGCAAUAUUUACACGGGCGGUGCUACAGUGCGCCGAGAGCAACCUUUGCGUUUUCUCUCCGAUACAAAGCGGAGUUGAAAACUCCGGAUUUAGGGUUUUAGCGGGUCGGGUGCGGAGCUCCGAAGCCCUAACCAGAGCUAUUUCUGGUUCUGCUCGGCGGUGCAUUUUAGAGAGAGAGUGAGGAUGGAAAUGGAGGAAGAUAUGGAGGUUGAGCAAGUUUUAAUGGCGCAGGAAGUGGACAUUGACUACGAGUACGAUGCAGCUCGGUACUUCGACUUUGCUAGGCAGGAGACUCCGGCUGAGGCUCGCCGCGCCGAGCUCUGGUUCGAGUCCGCCAAGAGCUACCCGCCGUCUCCUGUUGUGACAAGGUUAAUACUUGGACUGGAAACCCUCCUGGAAAAUGUAAACGCCUCGCCGAAAUCCUAUGCGGAGACUGCAAAUGACGGCAAUUGUGAUAUCGGUGUGGGCACAGAACCAUGUGCAAUGGAUGUAAAUAGCAGAGCUGAAGGAAUGAAUAGAGGGAUCUUUGGAAAUUUACAAAAAGUUUUAAAUCAACCAAAUGGAGCUGGUACAGGGGUGACAUUCAACAGUUACUUAAACGGUGAUAAGCUUAAAGGUAAAAGUAACACUUCUGUAAAGCCAUCUUUCCCCAGGAGCUCAACUUUGAUGAAGCCUACUGCAAGUCAGCUCGCUAAGCAAAAUCUGAAGUCUCAAAAUGGCGGUUCCAGAUUCCAGAUGCUGCAUGUUCAAAACAAUGAGAAGAGCUUAUGUAGUUCUUCUGGGGUUGGAAGUCAAGCUCCCAAAAGACAGAAGCUAGAUGGAGGACACUUGCAUAAGCAUACUGAUGCGAAGGAGCAAACUAAUUUUGUCCACAAGGUGCCUAAAAAGGAUGAAACUUUUGACAAAACCACUGUGCAUGCUAGGUUGAGACUUACUAUUCCAAGAGAGCCUGACUUUGAAACGGCACAUAGGGCACACAGGAUUAGGCCUAACAAUGGAUCAAUGUUAGAACAAGUGACAUCAACUCAUCGAAAAUUCAAAGCUCGUCCAUUGAACCGAAAAAUUUUCGAGGCUCCUUCAUUGCCACUCCCAACAAGGAGCACUCCAAAGUUGCCAGAAUUUCAAGAGUUUCACCUCAAGACAAUGGAAAGGGCUAUGCAAAAUGCAUCGGCUGUUUCAUCAUCCUCACAUCAUCUCAACGAUCAUGGCAAGGAUUUGGAAAAACCUAGUAUUUCUACCGUCGUGGAAAACAGAAAAGGAGAAUCCAGAAGACCAAGUACAGUGGAAUGUCCUAAGCAAGAUAGAAAUACAGGAAUGCAAACAUUUAAAGCUCGUCCUCUUAACAAAAUGAUAUUUUCUAGCAAAGGGGAUAUUGGUGUUUUCUGCAAUAGUAAGCGGGAAACCACUGUACCAAUGGAAUUUAAUUUUCUGACAGACAGGAGAGUACAGCAAUUUCCGCCAACUGACCUUUUUAGUAAGCUCUCUUUGACAACUGAGCUCCAGCAGAAUAAUGGAUCAUCAGUGAAACUUUCCCAGCCUACAUCUUUGUCUACGAAGGACUCAAAAGAAAACAGAUCGACUUUUUUCCAACAAGAACGUAAGAUAAAAGAAAAACCUUCUCUGUUUGGUGGAAAGCAGGCUCAAGACAGGUGCACGACGGAUGCUGAUAAGAAACUGAGGAUGAGGAGGUUGGGCGUCCGUUGACGUUAAAGAGUGGCAUCUACAUGGGAAUCAGAUUUUGGUAUCUUCUAUCAAAAUAGAAGGUUGGAAAUAUGUUUACCAUUGAUGGUUAUACAACUCCGCAAAAAGAUUAUCAAGCACUUUUGUUGUAAAUGGAAUCCACAAUGGCUGGUCUUCUUUCAAAUAUAUGUAAAACCAGCUCUUUUUUCUUUUCAUUUCCCCGAUUUGUAGGUUUCAGUUGAAAUCCAAUAAAACGUAGAAAGGCAGGUGUUGUAUGGCUGUUAAGGCCACCUCUUACAACAUUUUUGGCGGCACCACCAACACAUGUAAUUGUGAUUAGCCAAGAAAUAUACACAAUUUGGAGUA